This is a messenger RNA of Phragmites australis (common reed), 3730 nucleotides long. RefSeq names its product disease resistance protein RGA5-like. The record is from RefSeq and is a predicted model, not a curated record. The coding region runs from base 300 to 3317 and encodes 1005 amino acids. Gene Ontology annotation, molecular function: ADP binding. The transcript is spliced from 6 exons. NCBI's taxonomy places the organism in Eukaryota, Viridiplantae, Streptophyta, Magnoliopsida, Poales, Poaceae. Gene Ontology annotation, biological process: defense response to other organism.
UCGGCCACUGCGCUGCUGGAUCUGAGCCUCCGCUGCGGCUCCCCACCUCACCAUCGCCGGAACCGGAGCUCUCCUAGUUCGCCUCUCCUAGCUCGCCGGAGCCGCGGGCGACACAACGUGGUGGGACUGGGAUCCCGUUCCUUCGGAGUCCGGAAGUCCAGCGAGCCGGGUCCUCAUCGCCGCCGCGCCGCGUCCGGGUGCUCCCUCGCGACCUUGACUUCUGCGCUCUCUCCACUACAGACGCUGAAGAGGCUGUUCCUCGGCGGUUCCGCUCAAGGGUGCUCGUUGGUAGCACAGCAAUGGAGGUUGUCGUCGGUGUUUCCACGGGGGUGAUGAAACCGCUCUUGUCUAAGCUCACCAAGCUGCUGGGGGAAGAAUAUGCCAAGCUCAAAGGCGUGCGCAAGCAGAUCAAGUUCUUGAGAGAUGAGCUGAUCCCCAUGAGUGAGACGCUCCAGAUUCUCGCUGAUGCAGAACAUCUCAGCGGUCACAUGAAAGAUUGGAGGGGCAAGUUACGCGAGCUGGCCUAUGAUAUCGAGGAUUGUGUGGAUGCCUUCAUGGUUCGUGUUGACUGUGAUGGACCCAUGGGCUUCAUUAAUGGAUUCGUUCACAGACUGAAGAAAUUGAUAACACGCCACGAGAUCGCUGAUGAGAUUGAAGAACUCAAAAGCCGUGUAAUGGAGGUGAGCGAGAGGCACACGAGGUAUAAUAUUGUCGAGCAGGCAUCAAACUCUCGCACCGUUUCCAUUGACCCCCGGCUGCCAGCGCUCUACGAGGAGAUAGACAGGCUUGUGGGGAUUGAUGCUCCUAAGAAUCAUAUCAUUGAGCGGUUAUCCAUGGGGACCGAUGAACUUAAAGUUGUAUCAAUAGUUGGUUGUGGAGGCCUUGGUAAGACAACACUUGCAAACCAAGUCUACCACGCCAUUAAAAGCCAGUUUUGGUGUACAGCUUUUGUGUCAGUAUCUCAAACUCCUGAUAUAAGAAAGAUUCUCAUAGACAUUGCUAGAGAAGUGGGGAUCACCGAUAACACACUGGAUAAUGAUCGUGUGCAGCGACUCAUUAAUAAACUUAGAGAGUACCUCCAGGAUAAAAGGUACUUUAUUGUAAUCGAUGACAUAUGGGUUGCAAAAGAUUGGAAAACUAUCAGGCUUGCAUUAUUGGAUAAUAAUUGUGGGAGCAGAGUGAUCACUACAACACGUAGUAUUCCAGUUGCAACAUGCUCUUCUUCUCAAGGCGGUUAUGUUUAUCAAAUGGAGCCUCUUAGCUUCGAUGACUCCAAAAGUUUGUUUUUUAAAAGAGCAUUUGGUUCUGAGAAUUCAUGCUAUCCUCAUCUUGAAGAUGUUCCGGAUAGAAUAUUAAGUAAAUGUGGUGGUCUACCGUUGGCAAUUAUUACUGUAUCUAGCAUGUUAACCAAUGAGCAUGCAAGAGCAGAAUGGGAUCGCGUAUUAAAUGCUAUUGGUUCCGCACUUGCAAAUUUAAAGGAUCCUGAUGCUGAGAAGAUGACGAGUAUUUUAUCUCUGAGUUACUUUGAUCUUCCUCAUCAUCUAAGAACUUGUUUGUUGUACCUGAGUGUAUUCCCAGAAGAUUGUUGGAUACAGAAACAACGCUUAAUAAAUAGAUGGAUUGCUGAAGGGUUCAUUCAUGAGGAACAAGAGCGCAGUGCAUAUGAAAUUGGUGAAUAUUAUUUUAAUGAUCUCAUCAAUAGAAGCAUGAUCCAACCUGCAGGUGACGUAAAGUAUGGUCAAGCGAAUGCAUGUCGAGUUCAUGACAUCAUUCUUGACUACAUCAAGUGCAAGGCAGCUGAAGAGAAUUUUGUAACCACAUUAGAUGCUGCAGAGCAUGGAUACACUUCAGAAUACAAGGUUCGUAGGCUUUGUGUCAACAACCGCAAUGAAGAAAAUGUUACCAUAUGUGCAGGCCUGAUUCUGUCUAAUGUUCGGUCGUUUACUAUAUUUGGGUAUACAAUGCAAUCCUCUUUGUCGGCUUUCACGUCUCUUCGUGUGCUCGACCUAGGAGAUUGCGAGGAUAUGAAAGACCAUCAUCUUGUAAAUAUUGAAAUGAUGUUUCAUCUGAAGUACUUGCGUCUCGGAUCGAAGUUAAUAACUAAGCUCCCCGAGAAAAUUGGGGAACUGCAAUAUCUACAAACACUGGAUGUACGAGGCACCAGAAUUGAAGAACUGCCUCCAACUAUCACAAAGCUUCAACGACUUACCCAUUUAUAUGUUGGUUGGACCACUAAAUUCCCAAAUGGAAUGAUUGGACAGAUGCACAGCUUGGAAGAGCUAAGGCAGUAUGGAGUCCGAUCCUAUGAACAAGGGAAGACCCUGGAAGAAUUCAGUAAACUAACCAAGCUGAGAACAUUAAAAAUGAAAUGGGAUUUUGAUUUGCCAGAUGCACUAGAAGGAUUAAACCAAUCUGAGGGCAUUUACAGUCAUGUGGAAACUUUAUUAUCUUCAUGCAACCUUCAUAAUCUAUCUAUUUCGGACUAUGGAAGGGCAUUCCCGCUGUUGCUGGAUUCAUGGCACCCAGUUGUUCCUUGUAGCGUCCGGAAGCUCAGCCUGAAAGCCGUUGUCAUCUACAAGGUGCCAAAUUGGAUGGGCACGCUUGGAAAUCUCGGGGUGCUAAAAUUGGUUAUCAUGUGUUUGAGACCAGAAGAUGUUGAGAUCCUUGGAGCAAUACCCAGUUUGCUUUUUCUCGAACUACUCACUGACGGAGGCACCAAUGGAAGUAUCAUUGUCCCUGGUAGCAAUGGAUUUAGAAGUCUGAAAUAUUUCUCCCUACGCAUCACUAGGUGUGGGACCGCACUGGAGUUUGAAGUGGGAUCAAUGCCAAAGCUUGAGCACGUCAAACUUGAGUUUUUUGAAGUGCGUAAUAUGGAGUGCCUGAAUGGUGCUUCUAAUUUCGGCAUCCAGCACCUCUCCGCUCUCAGCAAGGUUGAGGUCUGUAUUGGUAGGCCUGAUGGCAUUAAUGCUGCCUUCGAGUGUGUUGCAAGAGCCAUUAUUGCUGCCGUCGAGACACUUCCCAACCACCCCACUAUCACAUUCGAAACAAAGCCCUCAUAUUUCUGUGAACAUUACAUAGCCAGUAUAAACCGAUGGAAUAAAUUGCAUGAUGGGAUGUUCAGCGAGUGGCUCAAAAUUUGGCAAAUUGAAGAGGAGCAGACAGAGCAUGCAACAGAUGGAGAGACUGAACAAGAGGAUGAGACCGAUGAAGAGGAAGAAGAGGAGUUGACAGAGCGGCUCAAAAAUUGGCAAAUUGAAGAGGAGCAGACAGAGCAAGCAACGGAUGGAGAGACUGAACAAGAGGAUAAGAGGAAGUGAUCAUUGAAGAGGAGGAAGAUGAAUAGCAAGCCAUAAGAGUUGCUGCUACCUGGGUUGGGACGUGCAAGGUGGUGCUUCUUUCCCAGUGCUAUAAGAUGCUUCCCAUCGACAACAAUGGUAACUACGAUGGCGACUUCCAUAAAGGAUGGGCUGGUUACUUGCACAACUGGGAGCCAUCGUUCUGUUCAUUUUUAGAGCAUAUCUGUUUUCUUCGCGUGUGUUGUGACUUUUGAAUUGUGAUGUGUAGACAUUUACGCUGUUGAGGUGGUUGCUGGUUGCUAUUGUACUCUUGCAUGGUUCGGGAACAGAGAUGACGUUUUUGUAUUUCUGCUACUAUGCUUUGGUGUGGUUUGUGCUGCUUGUAAUAUAAUACUCUAAUUUGCUUCCAAUGAAACCUGGACGUGGCACAAAUA